AUGGCACGACCUCUUUUUGCCACUUUAAUCCUAAUAAUCCUCUGCAUAUCGACAUUCGCAACAUUGGCACAACCGGUGGAGGCAUCAGAUCAACCUGAUGCGGUUGCGCGAUCGGCUUGGGAACCGAGUGGAGAGAUCGCCGAUCAACAGCGAUCUUUUAGAUCAAAAGAACAUCUAGCACACGAGAAAGCCCUACAGCGGCGAAUCCUCACAGCAUCGACAUCCUCCUCCUCAGAACUCCCAACUCCAUACGAUACCCUCUCCUACGACUUCGCCAACUCAACCAGCUGCAUAAACUUCUACAAGAAAUGGCGCGCAAACUCCACAAUCACGGACUGCCACGCCGUCUCCCUUCUCCUCACAAACUCCAAUUCCUUCUUCCACACCUUAACCUCAGCCGCCGCGACAUCCCGCGUCCUCGACGCUUCCUGCUCCCAGGAUGUAUCCCAAUGCUCCGCAAUCAUGAGCUCCCUCGCGGCAGAUCUCCUCGGCAGCGAUAACUGCGCCGAGGACUACGGCAAUGGCAAUUCAGUCGUUACGGGCACUUAUAAGGACUUGGUUGCGUAUGAGCCUAUGUACCGUGCUACUUGUUUGACUAGCCCGUCAACACAGGAUUACUGUUUCGUCGAUGCUGUGUCGAAUUCUUCCGCGCCUGAUGAUUAUAAUGUUUACUUUAUGCCCAUUGGGAGUGCGUUGAGUGCUGGUGCGGAACCGACUUGUAGUCAGUGUCUGCAGGCGACUAUGGCUCUCUUUGCUCGUUGGGCGAAGAAGGAUGGUCAGUCGCUUGAUACUACUUACCUUCCCUCUGCGAGGAUUAUCAACUCGCAUUGUGGCUCUGAAUUUGCUAGUACCAAUGUCACUGUGGGUUCGAAUGUCAUAUCUGGGGCUAGUUUUACUGCUUCGCUGCCGGGUCUUUGGUCUACGGCGGUGGUUGGAUUGAUGCUUGCCAUCUUGACUAAUCUGUUUUGA
This is a messenger RNA of Penicillium antarcticum, 969 nucleotides long. RefSeq lists its product as uncharacterized. The record is from RefSeq and is a predicted model, not a curated record. Lineage: Eukaryota; Fungi; Ascomycota; Eurotiomycetes; Eurotiales; Aspergillaceae. Bases 1 to 969 code for a protein of 322 amino acids. The transcript has a single exon.